Molecule: messenger RNA, 645 nt
Organism: Didymodactylos carnosus
Lineage: Eukaryota; Metazoa; Rotifera; Eurotatoria; Philodinida; Philodinidae
Source: the annotation of a GenBank genome assembly
AUGCGAGCCCUGGAGAACUACAGGAAGGCAUUUGAAAUGUAUGCUCGUUCACUACCUCCCUAUCAUCCGGACAUAACGAAAAUGGAAAAUAGUAUUGAGCGUCUCUCCCCAAACGAUGGAACAGCUGCGAAAUCAGACGAUUCGCAGGAAAAACCAGCAGAGUCAGCCGCGGCUAAUGAUACCGACAACAUUGAGACUUUCACCAUCGUAUGGCUGGAUGCAAAUGUCAACACGACGGAGGAUAACACAGAAACAUAUCAUGCGCUUCGCACAAUCGUCAACUACAUCAGAACGUACGACGCAGUGCAGCCGUGUGAAGAAUACGUUACACGAGUGAGCAGGGCCUCUCUGAUUCUCAUCGUCUCUGGUGGAUUUGGCCGUGAAAUCGUACCGCGCAUUCACGAUCUUGAACAAGUGAACUCCGUCUACGUUUAUUGUGCCGACAAAAAGAGAAACGAGAGGUGGGCAAAAGAUUAUGCAAAGGUUCGAUCCGUGAUUGUUGAGCGCGCAGAACUGAUCGAGAAAGUCAGCGAUGAUCAGAAAAUUCGUGCUCUCAUGGAAGAUGCAGCUGUGCCAGUCAGUAUUCUAAGUCGAACAGCAAUCACCACUGCUCGUCGAAGUUCUGCUGCGCAUGCCAAACACUGA